Messenger RNA from Cuculus canorus (common cuckoo), 772 nucleotides. RefSeq names its product coenzyme Q10B (gene COQ10B). Gene Ontology annotation, cellular component: mitochondrion. Gene Ontology annotation, biological process: cellular respiration; ubiquinone biosynthetic process. Gene Ontology annotation, molecular function: ubiquinone binding. Lineage: Eukaryota; Metazoa; Chordata; Aves; Cuculiformes; Cuculidae. The coding region runs from base 89 to 745 and encodes 218 amino acids. The record is from RefSeq and is a predicted model, not a curated record. The transcript has 5 exons.
UAUAGCCGCUGUUGCCGGGCCCCUCCCGGGGGCUGUGCCCUCCCCGUCCCGUCCCGUGACUGCGCGCCCCGCGGCGGGAGCGGCUGGGAUGGCGCGGAGCGGGCGGGCGCUGGCCGGGGGGCUCGCUGCCGCCAGGCACUUGGCUUCCUGUGGCAUUCUGAUGACCAGAAUUUCUCCUUUGCAAGUACCUGUAAUGAGCCAUACCUUCUCAAGAAACUUCUUCAAAAUUGCUGCACCACUUGUAAAUAAAAGAAAAGAAUAUUCUGAAAGAAGAAUUAUAGGGUAUUCUAUGCAGGAAAUGUAUGAAGUCGUUGCUCUUGUGGAGAAUUACAAACUAUUUGUUCCUUGGUGCAAGAAGUCAGAUAUAUUGUCAAAGCGCUCUGGAUACUGCAAAGCACAGCUAGAAAUAGGAUUCCCUCCCGUAGUAGAGAGGUACACUUCGGUUGUGACCCUAGUGAGACCACAUUUAGUUAAGGCAUCUUGUACAGACGGAAAACUAUUUAAUCACUUGGAAACAGUGUGGCGUUUCAGUCCAGGUAUCCCUGGUUAUCCAAGGACAUGUACAUUGGAUUUUUCAGUUUCUUUUGAAUUUCGUUCACUUCUACACUCAAAACUUGCUACGCUAUUUUUUGAUGAAGUGGUAAAGCAGAUGGUGGCUGCGUUUGAACGAAGAGCAUCCAAGCUCCACGGCCCAGAAACAAGCAUACCUCGGGAGUUGAUGUUUCAUGAAGUUCACCAGACGUAAAAGGGAAAAGUGUAGCAACCCACGUUA